Seriola aureovittata is the source of this 2578-nucleotide messenger RNA. Its product is annotated as probable global transcription activator SNF2L2. Gene Ontology annotation, cellular component: RSC-type complex. The record is from RefSeq and is a predicted model, not a curated record. Gene Ontology annotation, molecular function: protein binding. The transcript is spliced from 6 exons. Lineage: Eukaryota; Metazoa; Chordata; Actinopteri; Carangiformes; Carangidae. Bases 1002 to 1724 code for a protein of 240 amino acids. Gene Ontology annotation, biological process: chromatin remodeling.
GUGUGUGUGCGCGCAAGGGAAAGAGAGCGAGUGUCUCUGUGAGUUUAUUCGUGUCUGUCUGUAUGUGUAUGUGUGUGUGAGUGUGUGUGUGUGAGUGAGAGCAGGGGGAGAGAGGGAGUGUGUAGGUGUGUGUUGUAACAGAUGAGAGGGAAUCUUUGCCAGAUUAGUCAGGGAAGAGGCAGGCUUGUUAGGAGAUAGCACAGGCAUGGAGCAUCACAUGCACACACACUGACACCCUUCCACUCACACAUACACAGUCAAUCAGGCAGCUCUCAGCUGUGUUAUACAUCUUUGAGGAUUACCCUCUAUCCCUCCAGUAUUCCGCUGGAACGAUUGCAGCCCCUCAGAGAGAGUAGCGGGGCUUUCAAAGCCUACAUUUGAGCCGAGCGAUCAUGAGCAGGAUUUCUAUUGUUGCCUCUCUAGUGUUGUGUCCUCUAACUCAAUUCUCUGCCAUGUCUUGUGGUUGGGAAGUGCAGGCAUGCAUUUUGAUUUUUACUGUUGUGCCAUGAGUCCUAUUUUUUUUUUUUUUUUUUUUUGGUCAGGCGUGAGAAUUGUUAUGGUUUUUGAGUAAUAACUCUGCAUGCUGCUGUUACACUUCCUCUGACCGGCUGUGUGCAAAAUGUCAUAUUUCAGGAUGCUUUCAUCUCCUCGUCCUUGAGAAAUGCAUGCUCCCAAGUGCAUGCUCUAUCUAUACGAUGUGAAUGCUGGUGUGUGUGUGCUGUGUGAGCCUGUAUAUGAUUGAUACAUCAAUAUUCUGUUUGGAUUGGACAGCAUGCCUUCUCUAUUUCCUCCCUGUUCUCCUCAGCCGGUUUGCUGCUGCUGCUGCUGCUGGAGCUGUUCUUGCUGCAUGCAUACUCAUGUUUCUGGCCUCUAAUUGCCUUUGUGGAAAAAACUGUGCUUGCUGCAGAUAUUCGAAAAGGAGCGAUAAUAACACGAGAUGCAGCAGGCACCCUUGAUGAAAACCACAAACCUAAAAUCAUGUUGCAAUCUCAUAUUUGUGCAUGAAGCCUGAGGCAGGAGAGAACGGCUCCCUGGAGGACAUGGAGGAGGACAUCAGUCUGAAGAAGCGUAAAGGUGAUCAUCAUGGAGAGAAAGUGCUGCAGGCCGGGCAGGAAACUGGCGAAAAGGUCAAGAGGAAGCGAGGGCGCCCACCAGCUGAGAAACUGCCUCCAAAUCCACCUGAGCUCACCAGAACGCUGAACACGCUGGUGGACAUGGUCAUCAACUAUAAGGACGGGUUGGGUCGACAGAUCAGUAAAGGUUUUGUGCAGCUUCCCUCUAAAAAGGAGGUACCUGAGUACUACGAGCUGAUCCGAAAGCCUGUGGACUUCAGAAGGAUCAGGGAACGUGUGCGUAAUCACAAGUACAGAAGUGUGGGGGAUUUAGAGAAGGACAUUUUCCUCCUGUGUCACAACGCUCAGACUUACAACCUGGAGGGAUCUCAGAUCUACGAGGAUUCAAUUGUGAUUAAGUCUGUUUUCGAGAGCGCGAGACAGAGAAUCGUCACAGACGAGGAACAGAAAGAGACGGUUCGCGCCGGUCACAGCGAUAAUGGCGGCAGAGCUGAAGACCAGUUUGUUCCAUCGGCAGUGAAACCAUUACCAGUCCAGCUAAAGAAGGGGACUAAGGAGGAGAGAAGCAGAAAUACCAUGGCCAAGAGGCUCCACAGUGAUUUAGACAGUGAUGACGAUCUAGAGGAUAACACCACAAAAGAUGAGGGUUGAACUGAAAGGCCCUCCAUUUUUUUGUACUCGUUCAUGUCUAUUCACUGCCACAUCCCUUUUCAUUGGUUUCUUCAUUUUCUGAGCAGAAGAAAGGUCUUUGAAAAUAAAACUGGAAGAGCCACUCAAAGAGAGGCACUUAUGGAAUAAUGCUUUUUCAUUUAGAUGACUCACGCCACUCAAACACGUCUUGCUGCACAUAGUGCUGUUCUUUUGAUUUAGCUGGUCUCUUACAAUAAUUCUACUUUCCGUUUUAUCUGCCUUAGUCCCUGUGAUUGCUUCUGCAGAUAUUAUGUAAAACAACCAGUUUCACUGACUGUUUUUAAUCAAUAUAUUUGAUUGUAUGAAAUGCCUUCAUAUGUCUUGGAGCAUGAUUUGUAUAUCUCUCCUGAAGCUGUGCUCCUCCAGAUGACGAUGUAGAUGUGUUCAUGGCUAGAGAACCGAAGCACACAGGAAGGUCUUUUUAAAGAAAACCAGAACAAAUUAACACUGUAAUUGUGUUUGAAAUCUCUGAAUGGGAUUUUAGAGAUUAUACAUCUUUGAUAAAAAAAAAUAAAUAAAUAAAAUAAGUGAGACUUGAUAUACACUUAAUACGUGUACUGAUAGUAUGGCUUUUGUCUGCUUCUGAUACUUGAUGGAAUAAGUUUGGGUCUAAUCAAGGGUACUCAAGCUGAACAUUUGUAUCCCUUGUGCCACAGUAUAUUAACAUAUUGUACAGUCUGUGUGAAAAGUAAGUAAAAACUUAAUUGCUUUUCAUUUACUCUCCCAGUUGUUGGGGAGGAUGGAUCAUUGUUAAGACAAUCCCAGGAAACAUGUAUCACUUAAACACGUCGCGAAAUAAAUUUUAUCAAAAAGUC